Molecule: messenger RNA, 3978 nt
Organism: Thamnophis elegans (Western terrestrial garter snake)
Lineage: Eukaryota; Metazoa; Chordata; Lepidosauria; Squamata; Natricidae
Exons: 2
Coding region: 1-3978 (1325 amino acids)
Biological process (GO): DNA integration
Molecular function (GO): nucleic acid binding; zinc ion binding
Source: RefSeq, a predicted model, not a curated record
AUGGCCAUGUUAAACUUCGCGCCAUUCAACUAUGGCUCUGAAACAUGGAAGUCAUACACCGCUCGUUUCGAGUGCUUCCUAGUCGCCCACGACUUAACUGAGCUGACCGAUGAAAGGAAAUGCGCGUUUUUUCUGUCAGUCUGCGGCACGGAUGUUUUCCACACCGCCAGGGCUCUCACAGCCCCUGAACCUAUCAAGGCCGUUCCCUGGCCUGUCCUGCUGGCAAAGCUGAUGAGCCAUUACGCUCCGUCUCCAUCUAAGAUAGCUCGCCGACACGCGUUCCAUCAACGCAGCCAAGCCGAGGGGGAGUCCGUCAGCGCCUAUGUCGCCGCACUCAGAUCAGCCGCCCUCCAUUGCGAAUUCCGUGAUCUCGACGAGGCCCUCCUCGACCGCCUGGUGUGUGGCCUCAGAGACCUCAAACUUCAGAAGCGAUUACUAACGAAAGCAGACCUCUCAUUCCAAUCUGUGUUCGAUGAAGUUCGGGCUGCCGAAAUGUCCACGGCAUCCCUAGCUACCAUUGCGAAGAGCCGGUCUACUCCAACCGCACAGUCCGCCAAUACGUUCAGCACAGCUACCGGUCUACCAGACACGGAGAGCGAUGAUUCAGACGCCGAAGGGCAAGAGGAGGACAUCAACCGCCUUUAUGAGGCGAACAAAAAGAGCGUAACACGGCGGAAGGGUGACCCUAAAUCUGCAUGUGGUGGUUGCGGAGGCAACCACGAAAGAGCUGAGUGCAGAUUUAGGCAAGCCCUCUGCCAGCGGUGUGGCAGAAAGGGCCACAUCGCUUGGGUGUGCCGAGCCGCGCAGCCCAUGUCCUCCUCAGAGCUCCAAACUGAUCGGUUCCGUCACCCGCGGAAUCAAACGGAAGGUCCGAAGAAACCCAGGAUGGACUGCCAUGCCAUACUUCGGAACGCAAAUCAGGGCCUCGCCUGCCACCAGGUACAGAAAAAGAUCCAGCUGACUGUCAAUAUUGAAGGGAGGCCCUGUGAAAUGGAGCUGGACACCGGCUCCGCUACGUCCAUUGUAUCUUGGAGCAUGAUUAAACGACUUUUGCCCCAGCUGUCAAAGCGCCAACUGCAAGACUGUAACCUGACAUUACGAGACUAUCAGGGCAACCUGAUCCCAGUGAUUGGAACCCGCAAGGUCAGGGUGCAGUUCAAGGGGUUCAGUGGCAGACUGCCCCUCAUCAUAGUCGAGGGCCGGUUGCCCAGCCUUCUCGGCCUCGAUUGGUUCCAGUCCCUCGGCCUUCAAAUCAGCGGCAUCCACAACGUAGGCACCUCAGCCUUAGACUGCUUAGUCAAUGAGUUCCCUGCCGUAUUUGAUGGCACCCUUGGCAGAUACACCGACACGCCUGUGUCCUUCAACCUCGACCCCGCAGUGCAACCAGUGCGGAUGAAGCCACGCCGAGUGCCCAUCGCACUCAAGCCGAAAGUAGACACGGAACUAGAUAAACUCGUGGCUCAAGGGGUCCUGGAGCCAGUGGACCAUGCACGAUGGGAGACACCCAUCGUGUUGCCAAUCAAACCGGAUGGUAGUGUGAGAAUCUGCGCAGACUACCGCUGCUCCAUCAACCGCGCAUUGCCAUCCAACGCAUACCCGGUGCCAGUGGUGCAACACCUUCUCCACACCUUGGGCGAGGGCUCCAUCUUCGCAAAGCUCGACCUCGCCCAGGAAUAUCAGCAAUUGGUCAUGGACGAUGAUGCUGCCGAAGCACAGACUAUCAUCAUGCACCGGGGCGCGUUCCGGUGUCGCAGGCUACAAUUUGGUGUCAGCAUCGCCCCUGGACUAUUUCAAAGUUUGAUGGAGAGGCUGCUCCAAGGACUCCGAGGCGUCGUCCCUUAUUUUGACGACGUCCUCAUCUCUGCAGCCUCUCUGGAGGAACUCAUGGCCCGUUUGCGGGAGGUUCUCCGCAAGUUCCAGCAAGUCGGCCUCAAAGUGAAACGAGACAAAUGCCAAAUAGCAGUGCCCCAGAUAGAAUUCCUAGGGUUCCUCAUUGAUGGCCGCGGCAUUCACCCCACGGCUGCCAAGACCAAGGCUAUUGUGGAAGCCCCAGCACCCACCAAUAGAGCUGAAUUACAGACCUUUUUAGGCCUCCUAAAUUUUUAUGCUAUGUUCCUGCCGCAUAAAGCGUCUGUAGCUGAGCCACUUCACCGCCUCCUGGACUCAGGCGCGGCUUGGGUUUGGGGCCGCCGGGAAGCCACUGCCUUCCUGGCGGUUAAACACCUCCUUAUUUCCAAUGAUGUGCUCAUUCAGUAUAGCGAGCACUUGCCCCUCGUCCUAGCUUGCGACGCCUCUCCCUACGGGGUAGGCGCUGUACUCUGCCAUCAGCUACCCAGUGGGGCAGAGGUGCCCAUCGCCUUUUUUUCCCGAACCCUGUCUGCCUCCGAACGUAAUUAUGCCCAAAUUGAUAAGGAGGCUCUCGCCAUUGUAGCCGGAGUCCGGCGUUUCCACCAUUAUUUGUAUGGCCGCCCCUUUUUAAUUGUCACCGACCACAAACCGCUCCUCGGGUUGCUGGCCGGUGACCGUCCUGCCCCACAAGUUCUCUCUCCAAGGAUGACUCGUUGGUUUGUUUUCCUUGCAUCCUACGACUACCAGUUGCACCAUCGCCCGGGAAAACAGAUUGCCCAUGCCGACGCUCUUAGCCGAUGCCCACUGCCGGAGGCCCCCGAAGACCCAGUUGCUGGCUCCCCAGUGUUCCUGAUUGACAACCUCAAUUUGCCAAUUUCUGCCGCCGACAUCACCCGGUUGUCCGCAAGGGAUCAGGUAAUUUCCCGGGUACUAGACUGGGUUAGACGAGGGUGGCCAAAAGAUCAGGUAGACCCUGCCUUCCUGCCAUUCAAGUCCCGCCUGGCUGAGCUGUCCGUUCAGCGCGGGUGCCUGCUCUGGGGCCACAGGGUAGUGGUGCCGCCCUCACUGAGGACUACCGUCCUGCAGCAACUACAUCAAGCCCACCCCGGCAUCGUCCGGAUGAAAGCCCUGGGCCGUAGUUAUGUAUGGUGGCCUAAGCUUGACCAGGACAUAGCAGCCCAUGUCGCUGACUGCACAAGAUGCCAAAGCGCUCAGGCCUUGCCUCCCAAAGCCGAGCCCCGCACUUGGGAACCACCUUCCUCUCCCUGGUCUCGGGUGCACGUCGAUUUCGCAGGCCCCAUUCAGGGCCGCAUGCUUUUCAUUGCUGUGGACGCCUUCUCGAAGUGGGUUGAGGUCGUCCACAUGCCAUCCACUACUGCCGACGCACUCGUCGCUACUCUCUGCCGCCUUUUUGCCACUCACGGCCUUCCUGACGUGCUGGUAUCCGAUAACGGACCCCAGCUAACGUCCGCCACAUUUGAAGCAUUUCUGGCUUCCCAAGGAAUCAGACACGCGCUCACAUCUCCCUUCCACCCGGCCAGUAAUGGUUUGGCGGAGCGUGCUGUGCGCUCCGUCAAAGAAGCCCUUGCUAAAAUGGACCACCUUCCUUGGCAGCAGCGGAUAGACGCUUUCCUGCUGGCCCACCAUUCAACGCCCUCUCCAGAAACCAAUACCAGCCCCGCAGAACUGCUCAUGGGUCGCCGGUUACGUACAACCCUUGACUGCCUCCACCCAGCCUACAUCGCCCCAAGCCCCUUAGAUUCCCGUGGGGGGUCUGGCUCAACGACGGCAGAACUUGGAGACGCCACUGCGACCAGCUGCGGGGCAGACACCAGCCGCCAGCCGAGCUACAGCCAUCUGCAGACCCACACCUUCAAACAAACGACGCGGGGCCCAGAAGCGAGGGAGCAGCGGACCAACAGGCUGCCCGGAGCCCAGACCGAAGCAACGACUUACCUGGUGGGCUGGCACCGUCCUUGGCUCGUCGACGACCCGAGCGAUCGCCAUCCUGCGAAGAAGGGUCCUCGGCAGGGCAUCCAGAUCUUCCAAGCGGCGCUGAAGGGCCUCGAAUGUCCGGCCGAAUCAGGCGGCGGCCAGCGUAUUUACAGGACUACGCAUGCGCGGGCUUAG